Molecule: messenger RNA, 1424 nt
Organism: Medicago truncatula (barrel medic)
Lineage: Eukaryota; Viridiplantae; Streptophyta; Magnoliopsida; Fabales; Fabaceae
Product: metal tolerance protein 1
Exons: 2
Coding region: 150-1307 (385 amino acids)
Biological process (GO): zinc ion transmembrane transport
Cellular component (GO): plasma membrane
Molecular function (GO): zinc ion transmembrane transporter activity
Source: RefSeq, a predicted model, not a curated record
AUAUUGUAUUAGGUGUUAAUGCUUGUGUAUUAGGUGUUAAUGCUUGAUGUGAAUGAAUGUAAUUGAUUUGUGUUACCUAAUCAAUUGAAUAAUUUAGAUGUUUGUACUAUUUAUCUAUAUCAAUUGAGUGUGUAUUCAACUUUUGGAGGAUGGAUGCGCACAGCUCUCAGCACGGGCAAAUUAUCGAAAUCAACGCAGAUCUUCCUGAUGCUGGAAGGAAGAUUUGUUGUGAAUCACCAUGUGGAUUCUCAGAUGCUGGAUCCAUCUCUAAGGAUUCGAAAGAACGUUCAACUUCGAUGCGAAAGCUUAUGAUGGCAGUGAUACUGUGUGUGAUUUUCAUGACUGUUGAACUGGUCGGUGGGCUCAAAGCAAACAGUCUUGCAAUACUGACUGAUGCAGCGCAUCUUCUUUCGGAUGUUGCGGCUUUUGCCAUCUCCUUGUUUUCUUUAUGGGCUGCGGGAUGGGAAGCUACUCCUCGCCAGUCGUAUGGGUUUUUCAGAAUAGAGAUUCUCGGUGCUUUGGUGUCUAUCCAAUUAAUAUGGCUGCUUGCUGGGAUUAUUGUAUAUGAAGCCAUUGAUAGACUCAUCGCCGGUCCUCAAAAUGUCGAUGGUUUUUUAAUGUUUUCAGUUGCUGCAUUUGGUCUUGUGGUUAACAUCAUUAUGGCUGUGUUAUUAGGUCAUGAUCACGGCCAUGGUCACGGUCAUGACCACGGACAUGGUCAUCAUGGCCACAGUCACGGACUUACAGUUUCUACACAUGAUCUUACAAAAGAUGAGCACCACCAUCAUACUCAUGAAGAUCACAUUCACCAUCACGCACAUGAAGGUGUUACCGAACCACUUCUCGGCGAGUCCAAAGAAAAAUCCAAGAAGAGGAACAUAAAUGUGCAAGGGGCUUAUCUCCAUGUACUCGGCGACUCUAUCCAAAGUAUUGGAGUAAUGAUCGGAGGAGCAGUUAUAUGGUAUAAACCAGAAUGGAAAAUAGUUGAUUUAAUUUGCACUCUAUUCUUUUCGGCAAUUGUUUUGGGAACAACUAUCAAUAUGCUGCGAAACAUUUUGGAAGUUCUGAUGGAGAGUACGCCUCGCGAGAUUGAUGCUACUAAGCUUGAAAGGGGGAUAUUGGAGAUGGAGGAAGUAGUGGCUGUUCAUGAGCUCCACAUUUGGGCUAUCACAGUUGGGAAGAUUUUGUUGGCAUGUCAUGUUAAAAUCAACCGCGAUGCCGAUGCAGACAUUGUAUUGGACAGAGUUGUUGACUACAUCAAAAGAGUUUAUAACAUUAGCCAUGUAACUAUUCAGAUAGAGCGCUAGUUUCUUUCCUAUUGAUUGUUAGUGGCCAUUGUGUUUCUGGAACUCAAUUCUCUCCAUGGCAAUAAUAAUAAUAAUAAUAAUAAUAAUACCUUCUUGCUCUUAUUGCUAGUUGUUCAA